UCCCUGUACUCGUGAGAACUAGUAAAGUGUCCUUGUGGAGGAGACAACAAUAACAUCAUGAUGUCGCGGCGGCUGGUGUCCAGUUUGGCCCAGCUUUGUGUGCGGAGUCCACGCAGAAGUAUCCACACCUCGUCUGUGCGUUUAGGAGGCUCACAUCCGCGAGGACUUCCUCUAGGAGAGAGGACCUACAAGGUAUCCAUUGGACGCCCAGCCCCUAACGAUGUUAUGUGGAUCAUUGGAAAUGUACUACUUCUGGUUGGAUUUACACGGAUCUCUUACUUUAUGAUUGCACAUUUUGAUCACUGGACAGGCGGUCAUCACACACUUCCUGAUGCCUCCCAGUGGACCGACGAGGAGCUAGGUAUCCCCCCAGAUGGGGAGGGUCUGCUAAAAUCAGAAUCUAGCUAGCCGCCAUUAACGUUUACCUCUUCUGUAUACUGUACAUGUAUAUAAAAAUUCAAAGACUUGUUGACUGUUGUCAUGAAAGAAUUCAAAUAGGAAAAUUCAGUGCAAUUUGUGCCAAGUUUUCUCAACAAUGUUUUAACUGAAGAAGUAAUGCUUAUUUUGUGUAUUGUGUGCAUGAGAAAUUCAUCUAAGCGAAAAAUAAUUGAAAAAUAAUUGAAAAA
This is a messenger RNA of Saccostrea echinata, 626 nucleotides long. RefSeq lists its product as uncharacterized. Gene Ontology annotation, cellular component: mitochondrial inner membrane. The record is from RefSeq and is a predicted model, not a curated record. The transcript is spliced from 3 exons. Lineage: Eukaryota; Metazoa; Mollusca; Bivalvia; Ostreida; Ostreidae. The coding region runs from base 58 to 408 and encodes 116 amino acids.